AUGACUGCUAUCUUCCUGAUAUCCAUGCUUUUUGGCCUUGUAUGUGGGCAAGCAACGUCUUUUUGUAUUCCAACUGAGUAUAUGAUGCAUGUUGAAAGGAAAGAGUGUGAUUAUUGCCUAACCAUCAACACCACCAUCUGUGCCGGAUAUUGUAUGACACGGGAUAUCAAUGGCAAGCAGUUUCUUCCCAAAUAUGCUCUGUCCCAGGAUGUUUGUACAUAUAGAGACUUCAUAUACAAGACUGUAGAGAUACCAGGAUGCCCACGCCAUGUUAGUCCUUAUUUCUCCUUCCCUAUAGCUAUAAGCUGUAAGUGUGGCAAGUGCAAUACUGACUAUAGUGACUGUGUACAUGAGAUCAGCAAGACCAACUACUGUACCAAACCUCAGCAGUCCUAUAUGGUGGGAGUUUCUAUCUAA
Eptesicus fuscus (big brown bat) is the source of this 417-nucleotide messenger RNA. RefSeq names its product thyroid stimulating hormone subunit beta (gene TSHB). The transcript has 2 exons. NCBI's taxonomy places the organism in Eukaryota, Metazoa, Chordata, Mammalia, Chiroptera, Vespertilionidae. Gene Ontology annotation, biological process: G protein-coupled receptor signaling pathway. Gene Ontology annotation, molecular function: hormone activity. Bases 1 to 417 code for a protein of 138 amino acids. Gene Ontology annotation, cellular component: extracellular region; cytoplasm. The record is from RefSeq and is a predicted model, not a curated record.